CACCACCGAUCCUCAAUUCCUCCUUCUCAUUAUUAUUUCUCUCUUUUCUUGAGAUCCAAAAGAAACCCAUUUGAGUACUCUCUUUACUUCAUCUCCCAGAUCUUGUAGAUUUUCAUAAGACCCAGAAUUCAGGAACUUCUUUAAAACCUUUUGAUCUAACGGUGGAGAAAAACAGCUUCUUUUGCGUGGUUUGGUGGAUAAAAAGUAGGUCUAGGUGUUGGGAGGGCAAAUGCGGUUGAUUUUCUCUAUCUAGUCUGCUUUUUUUCUUGUUUGGCUACCGAGAAAAAUUUUGUUCUUGUUUCUGUUUCUGGGUCUUUUGGUUUUAGUGAAGGAGAAGUAGAGGGAAUAAAAAAAAACAAAAACAGAGAAGAGAUCUUUUUGGUGGUUUCUUAAUUUGGGUUGAAGAAAAGAUGCAACAAAAUCAGUUGAAGAAGGAGCUAAAAGAGAUGGACUUUUUCACCGAAUAUGGGGAUGCAAACAGGUACAAGAUUCUUGAAGUCAUUGGUAAGGGAAGCUAUGGAGUAGUUUGUGCAGCGCUUGACACACAUACGGGUGAGAAAGUUGCAAUAAAGAAAAUACAAGAUGUAUUUGAGCAUAUGUCCGAUGCAAUUAGGAUUUUACGUGAAGUCAAGCUAGUUAGGCUUCUUAGACAUCCCGACAUAGUUGAAAUUAAACGUAUAAUGUUGCCACCAUCAAAGAGGGAGUUCAAAGACUUAUUUGUUGUUUUCGAGCUCAUGGAAUCGGAUCUUCACCAAGUCAUCAAAGCUAAUGAUGACUUAACACGAGAGCAUCACCAGUUUUUCCUGUACCAAAUGCUUCGUGCAAUGAAAUAUAUGCAUACAGCCAAUGUGUACCAUCGUGACCUUAAACCGAAGAACAUACUGGCAAAUGCAAAUUGCAAGCUUAAAGUUUGUGAUUUUGGGCUAGCAAGAGUUGCAUUUAAUGAUACCCCAACGACAGUCUUCUGGACGGAUUACGUUGCUACACGGUGGUAUAGGGCUCCAGAGCUAUGUGGAUCUUUCUUUUCUAAGUAUACUCCGGCUAUAGACAUUUGGAGCAUUGGCUGCAUCUUUGCCGAGGUAUUGACGGGGAAGCCCCUAUUUCCUGGAAAAAGUGUCGUUCAUCAGUUAGAAUUGAUCACUGAUCUUAUAGGGACACCUUCACUAGAAACCAUUUCCGGGGUUCGAAAUGACAAAGCAAGAAAAUACUUGUCUGAAAUGCGGAAAAAAAAACCCGUGCCAUUUUCACAAAAGUUUCCAAAUGCAGACCCGUUAGCAGUGCGGUUAUUGCAGAGGCUAUUAGCAUUUGAUCCCAAGGACCGGCCAACCGCAGAGGAGGCAUUAGCCGACCCUUACUUCAAAGGCUUGUCUAAAAUCGAGAGGGAACCUUCUUGUCAACCAAUAUCAAAAUUAGAGUUCGAGUUUGAGAGACGACGGGUGACAAAGGAGGACGUAAGGGAAUUAAUUUACAGGGAGGCACUAGAAUAUCAUCCUCAGCUGCUCAAAGACUACCUGAACGGACAUGAAGGAUCCAAUUUCCUUUAUCCUAGUCCUGUCGGUCAAUUCAAAAAGCAGUUUGCAUAUCUCGAGGAAAAUGGUGGUAGAAGUGCACCAGUUUUCCCUCUGGAGAGGAAGCAUGUGUCCCUCCCAAGGUCUACCGUCCAUUCAAAUGGUAUUACUCCAAAUACACAGUCAACUUCAGUUUCGUACGAGAACCGACAAGAUAGAGAAGCGGAUGCCAGGAAAGCGAUGGAUGUAAUUUCUAGUAAACCAAAGCCAACACGGCCUCCACCUAGGGUGCCUUCAGAAGUGUUAUCCUUUCCGUACAGCAAGCCCGGGAGAGUUGUUGGAUCCGUUGUACCAUAUGAGGACGUGAAAAACAUUAAAGAUGAUUACGACGCUAAGAACUUCUACAGAAAUGCAGUCCCUCCGCAGAAUGUCUCCCCCCAUUGUUUCCUCCUAAAUCAAGAGAAAUCUGGAACACAGACGGACAGGAAUCUGCAAACCAAACCGCAACAACAGUUUAGCAUGGUGGCAAAACCAUCCCCAGGAACUGCCUUUGAUAUGAACAGCAACCCCUAUUACAGAACUCAGGCCAAGACCGAGCGAAGGUUACCCAUAGAUGCUAAACUUCUCCAGGCACAGUCCCAGUUCGGUGCAGUUGGUGCUGCAGCCGUCGCUGUAGCAGCGCACAGGAAUGCCGGGACAGUUCAUUAUGGAUUGUCUUGAACCGGGAUUUGUCUUGUCGAUGUCGGCGAGAUGGAUCUAAUUAGAGUGAGAGAGAGAGGUGAGGUGAGGUUAGCUGAGGGUUCCUUUGUGAAGGGUGUUUUCUAGUUUCCCGUUUAUCUAAUUUAUGUCCUGUAAUUAGAAUGUUGUAUCAUUGAAUUCUUCAGUGAAAUAAAUUGCUCCCUUUUUCGUAGGA
This is a messenger RNA of Gossypium raimondii (Peruvian cotton), 2421 nucleotides long. Its product is annotated as mitogen-activated protein kinase 19. Gene Ontology annotation, biological process: protein phosphorylation; intracellular signal transduction. The record is from RefSeq and is a predicted model, not a curated record. Gene Ontology annotation, cellular component: nucleus; cytoplasm. Gene Ontology annotation, molecular function: MAP kinase activity; ATP binding. NCBI's taxonomy places the organism in Eukaryota, Viridiplantae, Streptophyta, Magnoliopsida, Malvales, Malvaceae.